Molecule: messenger RNA, 1477 nt
Organism: Papaver somniferum (opium poppy)
Lineage: Eukaryota; Viridiplantae; Streptophyta; Magnoliopsida; Ranunculales; Papaveraceae
Product: enoyl-[acyl-carrier-protein] reductase, mitochondrial-like
Exons: 12
Coding region: 47-1084 (345 amino acids)
Biological process (GO): fatty acid metabolic process
Cellular component (GO): mitochondrion
Molecular function (GO): trans-2-enoyl-CoA reductase (NADPH) activity
Source: RefSeq, a predicted model, not a curated record
UCUCUAUAUUUCUCUAAUUUCCUCAGCCAGCAUACGGUGUAAUCGAAUGGGUGGUAUUGAAGCUUAUCCAUCAAACUUAUCUCCACCAUCAUUGGCUGUGGUGCUUGAACAACGUGGUUCACCUGAUGAAGUUGCCAGAGUAAUUGAGUUAUCUCCCGUUGAGAUUAAAGAAAAUGAAGUAUGUGUUAAAAUGCUUGCUUCUCCAAUUCAGCCUUCUGAUAUCAAUAUGGUUCAAGGUGUAUAUCCAAUUGAGAUUCCAUUUCCUGCAGUUGGAGGGCGCGAGGGUGUUGGGGAAGUAUAUGCCUUUGGGUCUGCUGUCAAAGGUCUUUCUCUUGGUGAUUGGGUCAUACCAAUGCCUCCUUCACUCGGGACAUGGCAGACUUACGUUGUGAAAAAAGAGAGUGCCUGGCACAAAAUCAAUAAAAACGUACCUAUGGAUCUUGCUGCUGUGGUCUCUGUGAAUCCAUUGACUGCAUUAUUAUUGCUAGAUGACUUUGCUAAACUUAAUUCAGGGGAUACUAUCGUGCAAAAUGGUUCAACAAGUAUUGUGGGGCAGUGCAUCAUUCAGCUUGCCAAGCUUCGAGGAGUCCAUAGCAUCAAUAUUAUAAGAGACAGAGCUGGGUCAGAUGAUGCGAAAGAAAGACUUAAGAAACUUGGCGCAGAUAAAGUGUAUACGGAGAGUCAAUUACAAGUGAAAGACAUCAAGAGUGUCCUGGGUUCCUUACCUGAGCCUGCACUGGGAUUCAACAGCGUUAGCGGCAAUUCUGCUACGUUAGUCCUCAAUUUUUUAAGGCAGGGAGGCACCAUGGUAACUUAUGGUGGUAUGUCUAGAAAGCCUAUUACUGUCUCAACUUCCGCUUUCGUUUUUAAGGAUCUUACCUUACGGGGAUUCUGGCUGAAAAAAAUGAUGAUCCCGGAAAGAAUCCAAGACACCAAAGUUUUGGUAGAUUACCUUUUGAGUUUAAUGCAAGUGGGAAAGUUAAACUAUGAAUUGGAGCUAGUUCCUUUUGAAAAAUUUCCCAUGGCAAUGGAUAAAGCACUAGGAAAACUAGGAAGCCAUCCUAAACAAAUUCUCAAAUUUUGAAUUGCACUUCUUAAUUGCUCAGGAAGAAUUACUUUUGCCUUGCAGGGAGCUUGUGUGUAGCUGAGAGGCAUUGCUUGUCUAACUUUAAGGGAAUCUGCAAUGCAUCUAUGCAGAAGUUUUUGUAAAUUGCAGAAAGUUUGUUGCUUGUAUUUAGGUCCCCUGGUCUGGGCACCUGUCUCUGAGCAUGUUGUCUAACUUGUCUACCCUGCGUCCAUUGGUUGUGGGAGACAGCUCAUGGAACAUGGGAACGGGUUAUAAUUUAUCUUUGAGGUUGUAAACUGGCAGGGUUUUCCAUAAAUUUCAAAGAGUAUUCAUUAAUGUUUGGUCGACUAAUUUAUUUAAAUGGUUGAUGUAUGAAUUGAAAUAUAUCAGAUGAAUACGUAAAUUUGUACA